Messenger RNA from Malaclemys terrapin pileata, 2195 nucleotides. It is a transcript of the gene HOXB7, whose product is annotated as homeobox B7. Bases 856 to 1509 code for a protein of 217 amino acids. Gene Ontology annotation, biological process: anterior/posterior pattern specification; regulation of transcription by RNA polymerase II. Lineage: Eukaryota; Metazoa; Chordata; Testudines; Emydidae. Gene Ontology annotation, cellular component: nucleus. The transcript has 2 exons. The record is from RefSeq and is a predicted model, not a curated record. Gene Ontology annotation, molecular function: RNA polymerase II cis-regulatory region sequence-specific DNA binding; DNA-binding transcription factor activity, RNA polymerase II-specific.
UGAUUUAAAAAAUGAGAAGGGGAGAGAGAGAGCGAGACAGAGAGACAGGUUACGCUAAGCAACCAGCUAGUAACGCUUUACUUAUAGCUGUAAUUGGCUGCCCUAGAACCGCUGACAAGCUAAACAAGGGAUCUGUGUAAUCUUUAUUUUUCGCAACAAGGAAAGCAAAUGCCAUCUCAGUGCGCAGCCCAACGCCUGUGGCACGAGAAGGAAUUAAAUAUACAGAUGAAUAGCAUUUUUUUUUUUACAAAAACCCUAAAGGAUGAGGUAUCAAUGAGGCAUUUGUCUUUGCAGGGCUACAGAUAAGGGGUGGGGGGAAGGGUGUACAGUCGCCCGAAAAACGAUGACAAAGACAGUGGAGAGCUUAUGGGGCGAAGGAAGGAAUUUUAGACAGACUCAAUACAGGAAUAAAUAGAACUCCGUUCAUUUAUUUCUCCCAGCAAAGAGAGAGAGAGAGAUGUUGUUUUAUAACCAACGUUUUUCUACCCUUCCCCCCCCCGCUUUCAUCCUCUUCCUUCGUCUCAGUUGAAAACUGAUUACAGGUUGCUUAUCGACUCCGGCACAAUUCCACCCCAUUCUCGCAUAGAUCUUGGAGGGUUUAUAUCACAUACAUUAUUUAUCAUAUUUUAUAAAUCCAACAGUACUCCAAUUUUUUUUUUCCACAUUACCAGGAGCCAGUGGGGAAGCUGGCUGCUGAUUGGAGCGGGCAAAAUCACGUGCCCCGGAGUCACAUGGUCAGGGAGGAAAAAGGGGGUCCUUUUUGGUGUAAAUCUGGACUCUAAUUCCGUAAUAUAUCACGGUACCUCGUAAAACCGACACUAAAACGUCCCGGCCUACAAAUCACCCGGCCAAAUUAUGAGUUCAUUGUAUUAUGCGAAUGCUUUAUUUUCUAAAUAUCAAGCCGCAAGUUCAGUUUUCCCAUCCGGCGUCUUUCCUGAGCAAACUUCUUGCGCUUUUGCCUCCAAUACCCAACGAACGGGGUAUGGGUCUGGUUCCAGCGCCCCGUUCGCUGCUUCCAUGCCUGGACUGUACGCCAAUGGGAGCAGCAUGCACCCCCAAACCUCUAGCAUGUAUUCCACCAGCUACGGCCUGGAAACCAGUUCUUUCAACAUGCACUGUUCUCCGUUUGAGCAAAACCUCUCGCUGAUGUGCCCGGGAGAUGCCUCCAAGCAGACGUGCAGCAAAACGGAUCAGAGGGACUCAGACUUGCAAAGCGAAAGCAACUUCCGGAUCUAUCCCUGGAUGAGGAGUACAGGGACUGACAGAAAAAGAGGACGUCAGACCUACACCAGGUACCAAACCCUGGAACUGGAGAAAGAAUUCCACUAUAACCGCUAUUUGACCAGAAGAAGACGCAUCGAAAUCGCUCAUGCUUUGUGCCUGACAGAGAGGCAGAUCAAAAUCUGGUUCCAGAACAGACGCAUGAAGUGGAAAAAAGAAAAUAAAUCUGCAUGCACCGGUUCAAAUAGCCAGGAAAAACCAGACGCUGAAGAUGAUGAAGAAGAAUGAAAGGGAUGGGGUUUGGAUGAAGGGGACUUUAGUCCAGAAAGCUACUCCAGGAAACGUGAAAUCUAAACAUAAGGGACUAUAUAUAAAAAAUAAAUGAAAUCAAAAUAAAAACAAGCCUAAGAAUGAUGCAUUCUGUUUCCUGAUACUGAAAAAUAUACUACCUAUAUUACAGGUUUUUUUUUGUACAAUAGAAUGGAUAAUAAUAUCUACCUAUUAAAUGUGGCUUUAGAGUCAGAUAGAUACAUUUUUCUAUGUGGGUCUUCCUAUAGUACAAGUAUUUGUAAAUCUCCCUGUUUGUAUUUCCUUGUGUACUUUUUUUGGUAUGAAGUAAUGUGGUCGUGUUAGCACCUUUAAUUAGAAAAUGUGAUCUGAAAGUAUGAGGGGAAAUUAUACAUAACGUAUGUAGUACUCUGUACAUAAUAUGAAUUAUCAUUACCGCUUGUUCUGUUGUAACCUCUGUGGUUCUUUUCUGGUUGCGAUGCUGUUUUGUCUGUGUAUAUUUUUACCUGGACCACUUCCUUGUUCAAGUCAUUAGAAAAAAAAAAUGAAUUAAUAUUGUGCUGAGUAAAGCGGUGUAUAUCAAGGUAGAAGAUUAUUUAAUAGCGGCGCGUUUCUUUUUCCUGGUUUUGUGAUUAUUAUUCUUCAAAAUAAUAAUAAUAAAAACACCCACCAAUAGUCUAAAACUG